Neltuma alba is the source of this 1197-nucleotide messenger RNA. Its product is annotated as serpin-ZX-like. NCBI's taxonomy places the organism in Eukaryota, Viridiplantae, Streptophyta, Magnoliopsida, Fabales, Fabaceae. The transcript is spliced from 2 exons. Gene Ontology annotation, molecular function: serine-type endopeptidase inhibitor activity. The record is from RefSeq and is a predicted model, not a curated record. Bases 1 to 1197 code for a protein of 398 amino acids.
AUGCGGCUCUCCAUCACUCCAUGGCCAGGAAGGAGUGUCCUUUCCUUCUCCUUCUGCUCGGUUUUGACAAACCAAACGGCUUCUUACUUCUGCGGAACACGACGAGAUCCGGAAACUCAGAGAGGUCUCAGGUUGGCCCCGGUGAUCUUCGGACGCCAUCUUUUGCCCGGAGAAACAGGCGAAAACAGGGUGGUUUCAUACCCGCCCUUCCAUGUUGUGCUCGGCCUCCUUGCCGCUGGCUCCAGCGUUUCCGCCCGCCGUCAGCUUCUCGCCUUUGUCGACUCCCAUCUCGUCGACCGCCUUAAUUCUGUAGCCGCUCGACCCGACGUCAUCUUGCCCUAUGACAAUCUCGCCGAGGUCCCUCGUAUCCGUUGCGUCAAUGCCUUAUGGCUUGAUCAAUCCCUCACCUUGAAUCCCUCUUUUAAACAGAUUCUCGACUCUGAUUAUAGAGCCGCUCUGCACCCAGUGGACUUUCAGAACCAACCUCCUCAUGCGACCCAAGAAAUUAAUUCUUGGGCGGAGAACGAGACAAGUGGCCUGGUUAAAGACUUUAUGCGUGAAGAGUUUCUCAGCAACUCAGUCAAGUUUGUCAUUACAAAUGCAAUACACUUCAAAGGAGCAUGGAAAUAUAUGCCCCUUAUAGUAGAAGAGAACAAGAACUUAGAGAUGGAUCCCUCCAUAAUUGCCAAGGGGAAUGCAUUGAAGGAUUUGAAAAUGGUUGAUCAACCAUUUAAAAAGCAAAGUAAAUAUGACUACGACCGUUCCAGCACAGUAAGCUGUUACCCAUUUAAAGAUACUGAUCGAGAGUGUGUAGAACGUGUUACAGAAAACUUCAAGAAUCUACGGGACCACCAGAAGACCCCAAAAUUUAAUAUUUCUUCCGAGGAGUGGCUGAGGGGAGUAGGGGUGACAUUGCCGUUUUUUGGAAAGUGGAGAGGGAUGUUUAGUUGUUUCAGAGGUGGUAAGAAUUUAUAUGUUUCCAGCAUAUUUCAGAAGUCAUUCAUGGAAACAAACGAACAAGGGACUGAAGUUGUGUCCAUCACUGCGGCAGUAGUAACGUAUGGGCGUCCACCAUGUCUAUUAUUACCUCCUGUGCCUACAUUAGGACAUGAAUAUAUCUACCCACUCCACACUUAUGAUGGUACUACGGCUAAAACAGAGUCUGUCAUUAUUGAUCUCAGCGGUCUUAUCAAAUAG